Messenger RNA from Neocloeon triangulifer, 2148 nucleotides. Its product is annotated as zinc finger protein 26-like. Gene Ontology annotation, molecular function: RNA polymerase II transcription regulatory region sequence-specific DNA binding; DNA-binding transcription factor activity, RNA polymerase II-specific. The record is from RefSeq and is a predicted model, not a curated record. Gene Ontology annotation, cellular component: nucleus. Bases 171 to 1586 code for a protein of 471 amino acids. Gene Ontology annotation, biological process: regulation of transcription by RNA polymerase II. The transcript is spliced from 7 exons. NCBI's taxonomy places the organism in Eukaryota, Metazoa, Arthropoda, Insecta, Ephemeroptera, Baetidae.
CUUAGUUUCACAAACAUCUGACUGACCUUCACUACAAACUUUGUUUUCUCGUUAGUGAAUGUUUGUGUUCAAAUUUUGGCCCAUAUUAUGGACCAAAAUGUGUUCGAUCAGAUUUUAAUGUCAUAGAUCACUUUUAGUUUUCUUCAACGCAUCAAACUGGAUCAAUAAAAAUGUCAGCAGACGGUGCAAAAAGUGAGGAUUUCGACACUGACAACGAUCCCGCCAAAGACAUAGGCAGCGACGACGAGGAAGAAGAUUUUGAGGAGGAAAAGAAUGGUGUAUUGAAGGUGAACGGAUUUGGUGAGAACGGUUUUGGCGAGGACGGCAAGAAAAUCGACUUCUACGAGGACGCGCAUUCAUUCAGCAGCAACUGCCAAGAACGAUACAAGUGCCACCACUGCGACAAGUCGUACAAAAAUCUUCGAUCACUAAAUCAGCAUUUUAGGGAAGUGCAGGUGUGUAGGGUGUGCAAGAUGUCUUCGCCGAGCAUAGAGGCCUUCACUAGCCACAUUCUUGAGGACCACACGAUUGGUGCCCUGUGCGGCUUCUGCAUGAUCAGCUUCAGAUCCAGGGCGCGCCUUGUGGAGCAUGUCCGGACUCACACACAAUUAGCUUUAAAACGGCCCGAGAUUAGAAGUGUGCGAAAGCCAGCAAGGGACAUGCCCAGAAACUGUAAGACGUGCAAACAAGAAUUAUCUCCUUUGUCGCCUCACACUUGUCAUGCAAACACCUGCAAGCUUUGCCAAAAGCCUCUGAGGACCAGAAAUGAGUUUGAAGUGCACAUGAUGCGACUCCACUGCUCCGAAACGGCCUGCCAGUUUUGCGGAGUAAAGUUACCCUCAACGACCAAUCUCAUUUACCAUCUCAAGUCUCACACUUCGUUAAGGUACCCGGCCUUCAAGUGCAUAAAAUGUGGACUCAGAUUUCGGUCCGAGAUUAAACUCAAGCAGCACGAUUGCCACCCCAUAGCAUCUCCAGACGCUUCGCCCUCUAAGGACCAUUACAAUUCAUCUCUGAAUGAAAAGAACGAGAAAGGAUCAAAUAGUUCUCAUGCAAAGGAACCGAAGGUGCAUUCGCCUGCAGAAAAGUCCAGUGGUUUUGAGUGCAAUUUCUGUGACCAGAAACUCAAAUCUCGGUCAGAGUUGGACCAUCACGUAAAAGACCGCCAUUCUUGUAGGUAUUGCAAAGUGUCUUUGAGGAGCCAGGAGGACUUUGAGAGCCACAUGAUGGACGAGCACUCGAGCAAGGAUGAGUGUCAGUUCUGCAAUCGGAAGUUUGUGACGUCCUCUGCUCUACGAACUCAUCUCAAGAUCCACACUUCGCUCACCUACAAGGUGCAUCGGUGCAGCAGGUGCAAGCAGCAGUUCACCAGCCUAAAGGAAAAGGCAGCUCACAAAUGCCAGAAGUUUCCUUGUGUCGACUGCUCGCAGACGUUUCCCUCCGACACUGCCCUGGAAACCCACCGCAACAAGGAGCACUCGGACAGUACAGCUCUGAAGUGCAACCUUUGCCUCAAGUACUUCAUGAAACGCAAUGCCUUAGCUGUGCACAUGAAAACGAAGCACAAGAACCUUGAAGAUGAAUAGGCUAACCGAUCGAUGGUGCAAUUAUUGCCAAAAGAGUAUUAAUAUGCUGUCUCCCGUUCAUUUUUUAUCAAUCAGCCCCCACGGCAAGCAUGAUGUAUUAUGGGAGUGCGCAACUCACAAGUCUUUGGAUUGAAGUCCUUAGUAUCAAGGCUCCUUUUUUGUGUAGCCAUGCAGGUAGUUAUAGGUGUGCCUAAUUUUUAAGACAAAACUCCAGGUCGCUCUCAAAUUGCAUUUUUUUUUCAUAGCCAUUUUUUUCUCUUUAAGGUCGGCGGCCAUUUUUUUAUUUGCCAAGUCAUUUUUUUGACAUUCCUUAAAUGAAGUUACUUAUUUCAAGCAGUAUUCUGCUUAAUUGUCACCAGCUUUCACCAUUUUUAUUUUUGAUUAACAACACCACAAAUGUGAUCGAUUGCUACUGUAUUGUACUAAAUUUACUCGUAAUUUUUCUCUUAAUAGUCAUAUAGUGCACUAAUCACUAGAAGGAUUUUAAAAUGACGAAGAUAAAUGCAAAGUUAUUUUUUAAUUUUAUGUAACCACCAUCACUAAAAAUACAUCUCUGGCGAUA